Amaranthus tricolor (Joseph's coat) is the source of this 552-nucleotide messenger RNA. RefSeq lists its product as uncharacterized. The transcript is spliced from 3 exons. The coding region runs from base 1 to 552 and encodes 183 amino acids. The record is from RefSeq and is a predicted model, not a curated record. NCBI's taxonomy places the organism in Eukaryota, Viridiplantae, Streptophyta, Magnoliopsida, Caryophyllales, Amaranthaceae.
AUGGAUGACACCAUUCGAACAGUGGCGAAAGAAACUCUGGGGGUGUCAUCAGGGAAACCAAAAGUGUAUAAAGAGUCAUGGUGGUGUAACGAUGAAGUGCAAAAGAAGAUAAUGGACAAAAACGAGAGAUUUAAAGAACUUAUAACAUGCAUGGAAGAGGAGGUUAGGACACAAAAGAGAGAGAGCUACAAGGAAGCAAAGCGAGCGGCAAGGAAAGCAGUAGCAGAGGAAAAAAAUUCGGAGCCAAAAAAGGGGGAUAGCCAAACUACCGACGUCCAUGGAACGUAUGACGAUUGGUCAACAAGUGAUAUUACUACUAAGGAAGUAGGAGAAUCACUCAAAAAUAUGGGGAGAACAAAGGCAGUUGGACCAGAUAACAUCUCGAUUGAGAGGAAUCAUAUUUCUAAGCCACACAAUGAAAUUGUGGAAAGAGUGAUAGAGAGGAGAAUCAGACAAGAGACGGUGAUCAGAGAGAACCAAUUCGCUUUCAUGCUAGGAAGGUCAACUACUAAGGUUAUUUCAUGUUUUGAGGAGAUUGAUGGAAAAAUAUAA